Perca flavescens (yellow perch) is the source of this 733-nucleotide messenger RNA. RefSeq names its product CD209 antigen-like protein C. NCBI's taxonomy places the organism in Eukaryota, Metazoa, Chordata, Actinopteri, Perciformes, Percidae. Bases 50 to 730 code for a protein of 226 amino acids. The record is from RefSeq and is a predicted model, not a curated record. The transcript is spliced from 6 exons.
UAACAGCUCUCAUACAGGACUGCAGCAGGACUUUAAACAUUUUUUCAGGAUGAACAGAAAUCCACAGGAGGAAAUUGAGGAAAUCGAAGAAGAAUAUGACUAUGUUAAUGCACCAGCAUGCACUGUGGAUAAAGUGGCAACUCCACCAGACCAGAGGUUUCGCUUCUUCACUCAGACUUUUCUACCGAUAGCAGUGUGUUGGCUGAUACUGUUGGUCAUCAUGGGCCUCCGUAUCUACUACCUGACUGCAGUAAACCAGGAGCUGGAGACGGAGAGGAAGAACUUAACAGGAGCAAUACAAAACAUGGAAACAAACUGGACCAAACCCAACGUCAGUGAAGAUUGUCAGAAGGGCUGGAGAGUCUUUGAGUCCAGCUGCUAUCUGUUUUAUGACACUGAUCCUCCUGAUCAGAAAACCUGGGAAGAAGCUCGAGAAGACUGCAGAGCACAGAGUUCAGAUUUGGUUGUUGUAGAUGAUGACGAUGAACAGGAUGCACUAAGUUAUUACAGCUGGUAUCGUGGAUCCUGGAUUGGCCUGAGAGCUGAAGAAGGGAGAUGGAAGUGGAUUGAUGGAAGAGAUCUGACUGAAAGUGUCAGCUACUGGAUAGAUGAACCACCAUCUGCUGCUGACGGUCAGUGUGUAGGUUCUGUCGGUAGGUUCAGAUGGAGAUCAGUGAGCUGUGCUGAGAGAUACACAUGGAUCUGCGAAAAGAAGGCUUUAUCUGUUUAAACA